CACGACUCUGCAAUCCUUUUUGAAUACUGGAUAUAGCAAUGCCCGGAUUGCCUGCUUCCUGUAGCUGAAGCAUAUAUAGUGGGAUUGCGGAAUGCGGAAUGCAUGGAAUUGCCGGUUGUCGUCGGCCACGACUCACCGAAGUUUUAAACUGUGGAAUCGCCAAACCAACCUAUUGUGUGGAGAGUGACUCGACGAGUUUUAGAACAGCUGGCCGGUGGAGCACAAUAGAACGAAUGAGACUUUAUCAAUUGCGAAACCCGAUCUAUAUACUCUAAUAGGUGGUUCCCUUUGAUCUCCAGAGCGCCAGCUGAGUAACCACCCAGCUGCCACCAGUAGCGCCGCAUCUACCCCUCGCCCCCCACCACGUCAGUUACCCUACCCCUUCCAUCUAAUCCCAAAACUUCCACUCCUCAGCACCCAUAGGUAGCCGCAACGACCGCAGCACCACCGACCUAAUGCCGCCGUCGAACCCCCUCCUCGCCGCCGUGCUCCGGCCACUGGCCCUUGUCCGUGCGCCCCUCCCCGCCUUCACCGUCGCGCGCACACAACCCUUCACGACCACACCCGCCCCGCCCUUCGGCCUGCGCCCCAAGCGCAUUUCCUCCUCCGGCUCCCCCGUCCUUCUCGAAGCCUCACGGGCAGCGGCACUCCUCCGGCGGCAACUCCCCGCGCGCACCGGCGCACUCGCCUACAAGACCGGUAUGACCGCCCUCUACACUUCCACGGGGGAGCGAAUUCCAUGCACAGUCCUGCAGCUCGACCGAGUACAAGUGACCGCCGUGAAGGAGCGGGAUACGCACGGGUACUGGGCUGUGCAGGUGGGUCUUGGUUGGCGCAAUCCCAAGAACGUCACCCGGCCCAUGCUGGGCCACUUCGAGGCCUGCGAGGUUUCCCCGAAAAAGACGCUGCGCGAGUUUAGGGUACGAGAUAAGGAGGGCCUGCUGCAGCCCGGAACUAUCAUUACCGCAGAUCAUUUUACUGUAGGCCAGUUUGUGGAUGUCCGCGCGAAUUCGAAGGGGAAAGGGUUUGCGGGUGGUAUGAAACGUUGGGGAUGGAGUGGACAGCCCGCGUCGCAUGGUAACUCGCUCACCCACAGAGCGAUGGGUUCGGCCGGUCAGUCGCAGGGAGGAGGUUCCCGUGUACUGCCGGGAAAGCGUAUGGCUGGACGUAUGGGUGGUCAGCAGCAUACGGUUCAGAACUUGAAGGUUCUCCAGGUCGAGCCGGAGCUCGGUAUUGUCAUCGUCAACGGAGCGGUGAGUGGGCCGAAGGGCUGUGUGGUUGAGCUACAGGAUGCCAUCAAGAAGCCUAUGCCCGUGGCGGUUGCGGCGGAGACUUCAUGACCCGAGCGACCCUUGUACAAUAACGUGUAAUGUCACAAUCGAACGCGGAAAUAAUCCCUUACAAACCUGUCACAAUGUAGUAUUUGCAGCGU
This is a messenger RNA of Tricharina praecox, 1432 nucleotides long. Its product is annotated as mitochondrial 54S ribosomal protein YmL9. The transcript has 3 exons. NCBI's taxonomy places the organism in Eukaryota, Fungi, Ascomycota, Pezizomycetes, Pezizales, Pyronemataceae. Gene Ontology annotation, cellular component: ribosome; mitochondrial large ribosomal subunit. Bases 456 to 1340 code for a protein of 294 amino acids. The record is from RefSeq and is a predicted model, not a curated record. Gene Ontology annotation, molecular function: structural constituent of ribosome. Gene Ontology annotation, biological process: translation.